AUCCCAGCUUUUUUUUUUUGCAAUAAUAUUCCGCCUUUUAUUCUCUCUCACUGUCUCUCUGCUAGGGUUUGGUGGCCGCGCUCUGCUUCUUCUUCUUCUUCUACUUGUGUUUCUUAUUGACUCGGAUUGAUCACCGACUCGCUGUCCCACCGAGUCCAUUCAUCAACUCGGGAUCCCAAUGGCGAUGGAAAUUACCCAGUUUCUUUUAAAUGCCCAAGCAGUGGAUGGAAAUGUACGCAAGCAUGCUGAAGAGAACAUAAGACAGUUUCAAGAGCAAAAUCUUCCGAGUUUCCUGUUCUCUCUUGCUGCAGAAUUAGCUAAUGAUGACAAGCCUGUUGAGAGUCGAAAGUUAGCAGGUCUAAUUCUAAAGAAUGCAUUGGAUGCCAAAGAACAGCAUAGAAAGUUUGAACUUGCACAAAGAUGGGUUGCUCUGGACCCAAAUGCAAAGACCCAAAUUAGAGCGUUCCUGUUAAAGACUUUAUCAUCUCCUGCCCAUGAUGCUCGAUCAACUGCAUCUCAAGUCAUUGCAAAGCUUGCAGGCAUUGAGUUGCCACUCAAACAUUGGCCUGAACUGAUAGAAGCUCUGCUGUCAAAUAAUAAUCAGCUUCCGGCUCAAACGAGACAGGCAACUCUUGAAACUCUUGGAUACAUAUGCGAGGAGGUCUCCCCAGAGGUGAUAGAGCAAGAUCAUGUCAACAAAAUACUUACAGCUGUUGUUCAGGGCAUGAACUCUUCCGAGAGUAAUAAUGAUGUCAGGCUUGCUGCUACACGAGCUCUUUAUAAUGCUUUGGGUUUUGCUCAGGCGAACUUCUCCAAUGAUACGGAACGUGAUUACAUAAUGAGAGUUGUAUGUGAGGCUACUCUUUCCCCUGAGGUAAAGAUUCGACAAGCAGCAUUUGAAUGUUUGGUUUCUAUAUCUUCGACAUACUAUGAGAAAUUGUCUCCAUACAUCCAAGAUAUUUUCACCAUAACUGCAAAGGCUGUCAAGGAAGAUGAAGAACCUGUUGCGCUUCAAGCUAUUGAGUUUUGGAGUUCAAUUUGUGAUGAGGAGAUUGACAUUCUAGAAGAAUAUGGUGGUGAUUUCACUGGGGAUUCUGUUAUUCCUUGCUUUUAUUUUAUUAAGCAAGCACUUCCUGCUCUCAUCCCCUUGUUAUUGGAGACACUUCUUAAGCAGGAAGAGGAUCAAGAUCAGGAUGAAGGGGCCUGGAAUAUUGCCAUGGCUGGUGGCACUUGCUUGGGCUUGGUAGCACGGACAGUUGGUGAUGAUGUUGUGCCGCUUGUAAUGCCAUUUAUUGAGGAGAAUAUUUCGAAACCAGAUUGGAGGCAGAGGGAGGCAGCCACCUAUGCUUUUGGUUCAGUUUUGGAAGGCCCAUCCCCUGAGAAGCUAAUGACUCUUGUUAAUCAUGCUUUGAAUUUUAUGCUAAAUGCCCUGAUGAAAGACCCAAACAACCAUGUGAAGGACACUACUGGUUGGACCCUUGGGAGGAUAUUUGAGUUUCUACAUGGGUCAACUUAUGAGACACCCAUAAUUACCCAAGCAAAUUGUCAACAGAUUAUCACAGUUCUUCUUCAGAGCAUGAAAGAUGUACCAAAUGUUGCUGAGAAAGCCUGUGGUGCUUUAUAUUUCUUGGCGCAGGGUUUCGAGGAUUCAGGGUCUUCAUCCACCCAGCUGACUCCCUUUUUCCAGGAUAUCAUCGGGGCACUUCUUGAUGUGACUCAUCGAGAAGAUGCUGGAGAAUCCCGCCUUCGAACUGCAGCCUAUGAGAGUCUGAAUGAAGUUGUAAGGUGCUGCACGGAUGAGACUGCUCCAAUGGUGAUGCAAUUAGUUCCUAUUAUUAUGAAUGAACUCCACCAGACUCUUGAGGCACAUAGGCUUUCAUCUGAUGAAAGAGACAAGCAGAAUGAACUACAAGGCCUUCUCUGUGGUUGCUUGCAGGUCAUCAUACAAAAGCUAGGGUCAUCUGAACCAACUAAAUAUGUCUUCAUGCAGUAUGCUGACCAGAUGAUGCAACUUUUCUUGAGAGUAUUUUCUUGUAAAAGUGCCACAGCGCAUGAGGAGGCUAUGCUUGCCAUUGGAGCUCUUGCCUAUUCGACUGGCUCUGAUUUUGCAAAGUACAUGUCUGAAUUCUACAAAUAUUUAGAAAUGGGCCUCCAAAACUUUGAGGACUAUCAGGUUUGUGCUAUAACAGUUGGUGUGGUGGGGGAUAUAUCUAGGGCUUUGGAAGAUAAAAUAUUGCCUUAUUGUGAUGGGAUAAUGACCCAGCUCCUCAAGAAUUUGUCAAGCAACCAGUUGCACCGAUCUGUGAAGCCUCCAAUAUUUUCAUGCUUUGGUGACCUAGCUUUGGCCAUUGGGGAGAAUUUCGACAAGUAUUUGAUGUAUGCCAUGCCCAUGCUUCAGAGUGCGGCAGAACUUUCAGUCCAGACAUCAGGUGCUGAUGAUGAUAUAAUAGAGUACACAAAUACUUUGAGGAAUGGAAUUUUGGAGGCAUACUCUGGUAUCUUACAAGGAUUUAAGGGCUCCGCAAAGAGCCAAUUAUUGAUGCCUCAUGCACCUCAUAUUCUCCAGUUCUUGGAUAGUUUAUACAUGGCUAAGGACAUGGAUGAUGUGGUCAUGAAGACUGCCAUUGGGGUACUUGGAGAUCUAGCUGAUACCUUGGGUGGUAAUGCAGCUCCGUUAAUUCAGCAAUGUGUAUCAAGCAGAGGCUUCCUAAAUGAAUGUCUCCAGUCAGAGGAUAAUUUGGUCAAGGAAGCUGGUGAAUGGGUGCAGUUGGCCAUUCGUCGGGCAAUAUCGUUUUGAGGCCACUGCUAUCUAGUACAUUCUCGUUCUUGCAUGCAUUUGGGUGUCGUGAGUUGGGGUCGGGCAUUGCAUAUCAUGAGUCAGGUCAUCACCAUUUUUGGGCUGGUACAUUUGCGUCAACAGGCAGUCGGUAUAUCAAAAUCACCAGCGCGGAGUCGGGUCUUUUUUUCUUUUUGUUCAUUUCUUUAUUUUCUUGUUUGGCAUUGCAUUGGAGGAAGUUGGUGGUGAUGGCCUCUGUGUCUCUGCUAUCUUGGCAGAAAAAGAUGAUCUUAUAGAAGAAAAGAAAGUGGUGUUGGAGGAAUGAGAUAGAAGAAUAUAUAUACAUAUACCCCAUUGCACCCUACCGAUGCCGUGUUUUGUGGGCUGGCGUAGCUGUUUCAUUCCUAUGAAGUUAUGAUGAUGGUAAAGGUUUGGUUCAGGAGUUGGAGCCCUUGAGAUGGAGCUAUAAAGUCCUGCCAUUUUCUCCCCAAAUCUUUGGUCUUAUUUUUCCUUCUCACCAGAAUUUGGGUCUGAAAGUACACUGCAUUUGUUACAUUUCAAUUGUCAUAGAGUCGGGUUUCUUUUGCCUUUUGUAGUCAUUCUGUAUACUUGCUCGUAGUUAUGUUGGAAUUUGGUGAAAGUCAUAAUAUAUGGGCAUUCAUGCAUUAGUUAUAUUUCAUCAUUGUUGUACCCACAGGAAUUUUUCAGUCAAAUGAUCAAUGUCAUGCAUUUAUCUAUCUUUUGUUGCCUUAUUGUGGAUGGGCGCUUGUAUAGCUGUGUUUCUUCAUACAAGUAUGUGAAUCUAUGAAAGAAUAUCUUCUUGCAA
Messenger RNA from Rosa chinensis, 3602 nucleotides. RefSeq names its product importin subunit beta-1. Lineage: Eukaryota; Viridiplantae; Streptophyta; Magnoliopsida; Rosales; Rosaceae. The record is from RefSeq and is a predicted model, not a curated record. The transcript has 3 exons. Gene Ontology annotation, biological process: protein import into nucleus. Gene Ontology annotation, cellular component: nucleus; cytoplasm. Gene Ontology annotation, molecular function: nuclear import signal receptor activity; small GTPase binding. Bases 179 to 2797 code for a protein of 872 amino acids.